UGUGGUAUGCAGUAAUCGGGCGUUCCCUUACAAACAUGGCCACACAGUCUCUAACAUUGAACAAUGGCUAUAAGAUGCCUCUUGUGGGUCUUGGCUCCUGGCAGGUUACCUCUCCCGAGGAGUGCAAGGACACUAUCCGUGCGGCACUGGACGCUGGCUACAGACACAUUGACACAGCCUACGCAUACCAGAACGAGGCUUUCAUUGGGGAGGUGCUCCAGGAAUACUUCAAGGCCGGGAAACUGAGGAGGGAGGACAUUUUUGUUACAACAAAGCUUUGGGUGACCUACCAUGAGAAAGACCGAGUUCCCCUGUGCAUCGUUGAAAGCCUUCAGAAGUUACAGUUGGACUAUGUGGACAUGUAUCUUAUCCACCUUCCUGUAGGACUGAGAGAAACAGGCAAAGGAAAACCUUUCCCACUGGAUGAAAACAACACACCUGCAUUCCAGGAUGUUCUCCUGACGGAUACGUGGAAGGGGAUGGAACAGGUGGCUCGCUGUGGCCAAGCCAAAUCUAUUGGUGUCUCAAAUUUCAACAUGGAACAGAUUGAGAGGAUAUGCAAGAUAGCUGAAAUAAUACCAGCCACAAACCAGGUUGAGUGUCAUUUGUAUCUCCAGCAAGAAAAGCUGUUUCAGUUUCUCAAGGAAAAGGGGAUAACUGUUACAGCCUACAGCCCUCUUGGUUCACCAACUCGACCAGCUCACAUACUGAAGGAAGGAGCUCCCAGAGUUCUAGAUGACCCAGUUGCUAAGGAUCUGGCCACAAAGUAUAAAAGAUCUGUAGGACAGAUUCUCCUCCGCUAUCUCGUCCAAAGAGGCAUGAUUGUUAUCCCGAAGAGCAGCAAUCCUUCAAGAAUUCUGGAAAACGUGAAGGUUUUCGACUUCGAACUGUCUGGCGAGGAUAUGUCAAAGCUUUCAGCUCAAGACAAGAAACUGCGUUUUUUUACCAUCUUGGAAUUCAAAGGACACUCAGAAUACCCCUUUGACGAGCCUCUCUGAAAUGGGAAAUGGCAAAACGGUUCCGAGAAGUCCUCCAUUUGGACACAAAUAUCAAAAGUCUUUUCCUAGCAGUAUAUUCAUAUAUAAUAUGAACCUUCAUAUAUUAACCUCGGGUUUUUUAGUGUCUAACACAUUUUCAACUUUUGCGGAAGUGGCGAAGUCACUCUACAAAUAAAGAACAUCUACAAAGAGAUAAUUCUACUUUUACCAUAGUGGACCAUGUAAGUAUGUGCAGUAGGUUGAUAAAAAGAGAAACAAUCUAUACUUAUAAGAAAUCUCUUCUGAAAGCUUGUGCAUUGUGCAACUUCAAGAAUAGUUCAUUCAGUUGUUGAAAACAUUUGAGGAACUUUGAUCUUCUCGGGAUUAACUCGCACUAUGUAAACAUCCCUGAUGUGUGUUUAGCCAUUUAAAAAAUAUACGCAUGUAUAAAUAUAGAGUAAGUUACGGUUUUCUAUCUAAGGCUUGAACAGAUCAUUUCUCAUGAGGGAAAGUAAUAUAUUUGGUCCAUAGCAGAGAAACUAGGUUCACAUUUACCGGCCUACAGAGAGGAUCGUACCUUUAAAUCUGAAGAGUGUGGGCAGGCAAUUAAGAAAUGGCAUUUUUCUUCAAUAUCAGUUAAAUUGCAAUGUUUACAUAUGCGAUUCUGUAUGUGAGUUAGUGAGUUACGUGGCGAGUAUAACGACCAAGUACAAUUUAAAAACGAAGUGUACUACUUCAUGGUUUACCUUAGGUAGUGAGUACGUAGUUUUUAAAAAAAGUUUUUAUAUAUUUUUUAUUGGUUCCCAAGAUUAUAAUAUCACAGAUAUACAAAGCAGUGAUACAUACGGCUUUAAUUGAUGCUGCUACAUGAUUUAAAGGUAUGAUAAUAAUAUAUUAAUAUAUUCAUAAACAUGCAUAAAUCUUUGCCAAUAAACGUACAGAUUAUGUCAGGUACA
This is a messenger RNA of Haliotis rubra (blacklip abalone), 1933 nucleotides long. Its product is annotated as aldo-keto reductase family 1 member B1-like. The record is from RefSeq and is a predicted model, not a curated record. Gene Ontology annotation, molecular function: aldose reductase (NADPH) activity. Gene Ontology annotation, cellular component: cytosol. Bases 36 to 998 code for a protein of 320 amino acids. Lineage: Eukaryota; Metazoa; Mollusca; Gastropoda; Lepetellida; Haliotidae. The transcript is spliced from 10 exons.